AUGUUGAAAUCUCUCAUUCAUAUGUGUUUAGUAACCGUCGCAUGGGGCGGUAAAAUUCCUCUAGAGCAUGGCAAAGCUGAUUUUAUCGUUGGGGGUAACGACACUGAUAUUUCUGAUGUACCUUAUCAAGUAGCUGUAUUUAGCAAAGGUGUAUUCACCUGUGGUGGUUCGAUUGUAUCCCCUGACGUCAUCGUAACUGCUGCUCAUUGUUUACAUUGGACUGAAUUUGAAGAUGUUAUUGUACGAGCUGGUUCCUCAAAUUCGAGAUCUGGUGGUAUAACGGUUGGAGUUAAAACAUGUGAAAGUCAUCCGAAAUACAACAGGACGACGGUUGAUUUUGACAUAGCCGUUUGCCGUUUGAAAACCCCAUUAAAAUUCAAUUCGAAAAUCCGUUCGGUUCCACUUGCAAGAAUCGAACCCGAACAUAACGAAGUUGCCAAAUCGAGCGGUUGGGGAUUACUCAGGGAACAAGGACACAUGGCUAAAACUCUUCAAUCUGUUCUCCUUCCGGUCGUAGAACGUGAUAUUUGCAAUAAAUUAUUACCGUCUUAUGAUAUUACCAAAAGAAUGAUUUGUGCCGGAGUCGAAGGAAAGGAUACCUGUCAAGGUGACAGUGGGGGUCCAUUGGUUGUCGAUGGUACUCUUGCGGGUGUUGUUUCAUUCGGAACCGGAUGUGCACGUAAAGACAAACCAGGAGUUUAUACGAAUGUUGCUGAUCUCGAAGUUUCUUCUUUCAUUAAAAAUUUCAUUUCUUCUUCUUCUUCUUAA
Molecule: messenger RNA, 768 nt
Organism: Pediculus humanus corporis (human body louse)
Lineage: Eukaryota; Metazoa; Arthropoda; Insecta; Psocodea; Pediculidae
Product: trypsin-delta, putative
Exons: 4
Coding region: 1-768 (255 amino acids)
Biological process (GO): proteolysis
Molecular function (GO): serine-type endopeptidase activity
Source: RefSeq, a predicted model, not a curated record